Rhipicephalus microplus (southern cattle tick) is the source of this 6578-nucleotide messenger RNA. RefSeq lists its product as uncharacterized. Lineage: Eukaryota; Metazoa; Arthropoda; Arachnida; Ixodida; Ixodidae. The record is from RefSeq and is a predicted model, not a curated record. Gene Ontology annotation, cellular component: glutamatergic synapse; postsynaptic specialization. Gene Ontology annotation, molecular function: molecular adaptor activity. Gene Ontology annotation, biological process: signaling.
UCACCCUCCCCGUGCCUCCCCCCCUCCCGCAUGCCUCGCACUCGCAACCAACCGGGCAGGGCGGUUGGCAGUGCUAGGGUAGCUGUGCUUUUGCUUAUGGCCAUCGCGCCGUGUGUUAGCCCCCGUGCUGGCGCACUGCGCUGCAGCAGUUAGUUGUAGCAGCAAAGUGGUCGCACGCCUGCUCCCAGCGCAGCCACAGAAUCGAUCGACAUCGGACAUGCAUGUGGAAUUCUCCGGAGCAAAGGCGUUUCGAUGGAACCGCAUCUGAGAGCACGAUCGAGCAGUCAUUUGCCAUACCUCACAGUUUGAGUGCUGGCACCGUUCUACUUACAGGGAUUCCAGAGAAAAGGAGGGCGCAGCCCCCGCAGUCCCUGACCUUCCAAGGCCAGAGGGGAGACCUCCAGGCGCCCCCAAUGGAACGGUUGAGUGUACGGGUGCCGUCGGCUGAAUCAAUAGGUGCCUGUUCGCUGGACGUGGAUGCAAGCGAGUCUUCAGCACGGCCAAUGAUGACCAAAGAGGCAUCGGAAGUGACCCUUCGCAGCAUGGUCAUGUCUACCCGCGAGAGCUCGUCUGUGGCAGCGAGAGGAGCACUGGACAGCAACGUCUCGCAGUUGUCAAACGGCUGCUGGAACAUUGGCGGAAGCACUGUAGAAUCGCUGACCACCAAAGUGCCAGAACACCGACCAUCCUACCUUGGCAUCAGCUGUGCCAUCAACGGGUACACGAACUACAGCCAGUUUUGCCGUAGCCGCGACAGCAGUCCCGCCCGUCUGAGCCCCCGCACCACAGCCCCACACUCUACAAGCCCCGGCAAUCAUCUCAAGGUGGAGCCCAUUCUGGAAAUCAAGGCCAGCAAUGGCCGUGGGGAGCUCACGAAUGGCCGCCGCCAUCACGGACCCCAGGAGUUCUCGGCAGCGCCCGAGCCCUGUACAUCUCUCGUGCAGCAACGAAUUGCCGCACUAUAUGGAUCGGAAGCGGCAGAGAGGGUGGCGCGCACCCGAACACGAACGGCCAAGAGCCCGCUCAAACUGGAAAAAGCCAUCUCAAAACGUAGCCCGUCCUGCCCCGCACAAGUGGUCCGCGGCCGUUCCAAGAGCCCACCUGUGUUCAGGCACCUGACACGCGACUUCAAGGAACAUCUCCGUUUCUCAGAAGUGUCCGCCUCGCCGGCCGAGAACUUGCCCGGGUUCAUUUCCGCAGCGUCGCGUCUCCCUCAUUUGGGCUCGCCCGUAAAACGAGCUCCUUUUUUGGCAACAUCUCUGCGCAUCUGUGAUGUGGACAGGGGUGACAGUAGUGCACUCAAAGUAGACGUCCUCGAAGAAUCUCGGAAUUGCCAAGUUGUCAAUGGCGGCGGUGCACAAAAGCUCAACGGGAACCACGCUGCUGCUGUUGAUGAAGUCGACAAGGCAUUGGAUUUGCCUGUCGAGAUGGCACCCACACAACACGUGUCGUCACUCCUCUCCCCCGUGUGUACCAAGGCGCUCUCGUCGUCAGACCUGCCCGUGCGGGAGGGCCACAUGUUCCUUGCCACCCUGUCGAGCACACAAGAGGUCCUCGAGUGUCACAUCAGGGAAGCCGAGCGGGACCUGAAAGAGGCUACCCUCUCGGAGGACAUGAAGGGCCGGAUACGGGCAGCUAUCGGCAAGGCCAACCUCCUCAUCAACAAGAAGUUUAAGCAGUUCAAAGAACUCUGCCUUAAGAACAUUGACCAAAAUGUUGAUGAUCCUUUUCCAACUACUGGAUCUGACUUGGCUGGCUUUUGGGAUAUGGUCAUGUUGCAAGUUGACAAUGUUCAAGCAUUGUUUGAGGAACUCAAUGUGCUCAAGGCAAACAACUGGGUUGAACCUGCUAAGACGGAAAGUAAAAGCACAGCAUUGCCAAGACCAGUCAAGAAAGUGGCCUCCCGGUCUACACCGGCAAGUCCGAGAAGAUCCGAGAAGGCCGAAGAAGCAGCCAAGUCCCGGCUGGAAGCACGCAAGCGGCUUAUGGAGGCCAAGCGGCAAGCUCGACAGCAACAGCAAUCACAACCGGCCGCAGCCCCCAACGAGGACAUUGCCAUUUUCGUGCCACAGGAAAAGACCAACUGACCACACGGAGGCUGCAUUAUUGGGCGAAGAUGGCAGUCAGGAUAGUGCUCGGCUCUGCUGUCGUGCACAUUGCUGGCACAUGAAUGCCUUACCCCACAGAGUGUGCAUUUUUUUCUUUUUGCAUGCAAUAAUGGUGCCGCCCACAUUGUGGACUCUGGUUGCCGCCAUUGCCCGAGAGAGUUGCGUGCAGCAAACAGUGGCAAAGCACAGUCUGACAGCUAAUGUGCGAGGUGCGUUGCUCAUUGCACAAAUAAUACACACAAAAACAGACUGUUAUAUUAGCGACAAACACAGUUACUUCUUAUUACGGAGAUCACAGGAAUAGUUGCGAAUGACAAGACGUAGUCAUCAGUUAAUGCCUCAGUAUUAGGCCUAAAAAUUAUGACAGCAGAGCCUCAGGAAGGAGCGCAUCAAAUUAGUGGAUUCAAAUAACCCAAAUGUGGCAGAAGCAGGUGGCGAGUCUCAAUCAGCACGUUGUUUCAAGGCGUGACUGGAUGCCAUAGCCAGUACGUAAAUGCAUAGUCCAACAUCAAAACCUACGUUUCGUGGUCAGAUGGAGCGCAUAAUUUCCAUGCAAUACACACCACUUCCAUGACUUAAGAACAGAAGAGGUUUGAGGCACACUGCGAAAUGUCAGACUUCCUACUCUCCCAAGUGACAUCAGUUUGCUUGUUCCUUCUUCAUUCUUUCUCACCUUUUGUAGGAAGCUCUACACGGUCUUUAAAUGUCAUCACAUGUAUAGUACUUUAUGCCUCGUUCUCCUGUGUUUUUCAUGACGACGACUGCGCACAAGUUUACUUAGAAGCAUCGCUUUACACUGCGAACAUUUAGUUACAGAGGGAAAGCUAUCAUGCUCACCUACAGAGUUAUGGGAGGUGAAACUGAAUCUCUUAGUUGGCAAAAGCUGUGCAAACCGACCUGCAAAGUGUGAGAACUUGUUGAGGCAGACCAUAAAUGUUUGUGCUGUUCCUCUUACAUGUGAAAGACAUUUGUUCUAUCGAAGUGCAGUCUUUGUUGCAAUUCUUUUUUGGCAAGUUUUGAUAGCUGUUAUAGGUUAUCAGGUGGUGUUUAGCACAAUGGCUUCAGGAAAAAUCUGGCAGCUACAUGUUCCAGCAGUUUUGAUUUUUAUAUUCCCAAUUUACAGCAGCUAUUCUACUAGAGAAAUUGCUUCACUGUUCAUAUCAAUCUAAUCUUAGAUGAGACGCAAUAUUUGCUGCCCAAGGGAAAGGCAGUGUUGCUGCAAACAUGUCAUCGUUAUUGUCAAGGUUGUCGUGAGAAAUGCUCGUGUUGAAAUGCUGGGCUCAUGCAUUCCACUUUAUCGUGUAUCGUUAUCAGAAGUUUUCCCAACAAUUUAGGAGCUGUUCUCAAAUGUGGACCAAUCAGCAGAAUAAAAGAGACAGUUUGGCUACCAUAAAUUAUUGAAUAACUUCUUUUUUUAUUACUUACUGUUGUGGCUUACAUGCCAUCAGGAGAUGCAGCAUACUAGAAAAUCUAUAAAUUAUUGCAGUCAUGCUUAUUAAUUUGCUUGUUUGCAAAAAGGUAUCUGCACUAGCACAUGCACACAGGUGAUCCUACUGUUCUGUAAUGACAUUGUCGUGGUCAAGUGUCAGUACCAUUGUUUAUGAUAAGUAUUCAUGUGGUCAUUCAAAAAUCUGUUAGAGUAGUUUGAUGGUUACGUAAGCACUAUAAACCGACAAUGCAGCACUGUUACUGAAGAAAAUAAGUGCAGGUAGCUCUAAAAAGAGGUGUGCAAACAUAAAUCAAAUGUUUGGUAUUAUCUUAUUCAUGUUCAGUUCAUUAGACUAGUUCACUAUCCAUGUCUGGCAAUGACUCCCUAACAUUGACUCGGCCGCAGGUACGAUUUCUAAGCUCAGGCACCAGUUUCCCUGAGUGGACUUGAAAUAAACUUCGGUCUUUCAUUAUGAAAGCCUUAAAUUUUGGCAGUCCGUAUGUAAAUUUGUAGACCAAAUGUGGGUGCAGAAAUUAUUUGUUAUCUGGCUAAUACCACCACAUUUUCAUUCUUUUAAAACGAGGGCAGUUGGAUUAAAUGGAAUCACUGCAUGCUAUCUGCAUCUUGUGACAUGUUCUUUAUUUUUCAAUGUUGUUUUUGUGCUCUAUACUCAUCAUUUCAAGACUAAGACUUAGUACACACAUUUGUAAAGCACAUUACAUACAAUUUAAUAUGUUUGUGAGUAUGCCAUACAAAUAACUUUUAUGAAAACUCUUUUACCAAGAGGAUCCCAUGCAAGAUCUGUAUUUGCUUGUUUUCAUGGUGGCAAGGCGGCAGACAAACACGCCGAGCUGAUGAAUGCCUCAGUGAGUGAGGUUCUCCAAAGCCUCUCCCGCACGCAACCAAAGCUGUAACACACCGACACCACACAACAAACAUAAAUACAUCGAUCGUGCGCUUCAUCAUACUUAAUAUUCAAUUAAAUGUGAGGCAGUUCUUUUUCUUAGGCGUACGUGGUCAGUUUAAAAGAUUCACUGUCCUAGCACCCUUGAGAAAAUGCCAGUGUUAACGUCUGUUAAGUUAAUUACAGUUGACGUGUGUCAGUGUGCAUAAGCCUAUAAAGGUCUAAAAUUUAAACAUUUGAAUUUGCAAGCAAAAUUGAAUUUGCAGCAACAAACGCACAAUAAACAAGUCAUUUUUGUUGCACUGUCUGCACAAUUGCACCUGAACCUCCGACUGAGGCAAAAUGCACUAUUCAUUGAUGAGCAAGCUAGCUUUACCAAAUACGCUAGACUUGGCAAGGUGCCUUUGUUGGAGAAACAUCUUGUUCAAGCAUGGCACAUCAUAUUCGCACAGAACACCUGACAUAUCUUCAAUGCAAAGUCUGUCAGAAUCUAUAGGGCUACAGACAUUGCUAGUGGCAAUAUGAAAGCACGGCUGUCAUGCAAUAUUUAGGCAAUUUGCCUGGACAGACCGUCUCUUUAAGACAAACUGUGUAUUGAAAGCUUCAGGCUAUUUCAUUUCUCUUUUUUUAGGAUUUUUACUCAAAUUAGUGAUUUUCGACAAGUUUGUACAUUUUCUCCAAUAAGCUGUGCGGAUUGUACAUUGCACGGGGAAUAUGCAUGUUGAGUAUUUCAAUGACAGUACCUUUAUUCGUUCACGAACUCAUAAAAAGAUACAUAAACAGGCAUAGUCGAGCUGUUCUGGGUGUACACUUUAAAGCAUUGUGUAGUGUUGUAAUAAAGCAGACAUUCACCAUGAACAUCAACAUGCUCCAGGUUUAGGUACAAUGCACUACUUUUUUAUAAAGAACAUAGCUGUAAGUGCAUAUGGUUGCCUUGCUGGUGAAACAAAAAAUGAACUCCAGCAUUCGGUACUUAUUUUCCUGGCUUGAUUGCCUCUGUACAGCAAGUCUGAUGAAACUGCAAUAUUUCGGUCAUUCUUUUCGUAGACACACAAAAAUUCUUUUUGUCUUGCAUCCCCCCCCAGCCCAAGUGAAAACAAUCAUCUGCCUUCCUCAAGCCAUACUUAGCUGUGGAGAAAAGGUCAAUUUCCGCAUUGAAAGUGCAAAAAAAAAAAGGAAAGGUGCUCAAGGACCACUAAACGCUAUCCUUCACGAAUUGUUCCAAGCGUGUUGCGUAUUUUUCGUAAGACCGCAUAACCAGCGCACCUUUUACAUUCCGCAGGGUCAAUGUUGCUAUUUCGUACUUUAGUCGCCUGUGCACGCUACUUGCCCAAGACAUUUUGUAUGUGCGACUUCUCUUUAUUACAUGUUGCGCGAGUAUUUAUUUGGAUGCUGUUGGCACUCUUUCAGAGUCUUUUUUUUUCACAAGGGGGCGCCACUACAGCUUAUAAACUAUUUAUCUUUUCAGCAUUGUGUGUGAAAUGAUCACUGAAGGGACCUCAUAGUAGUGAUGCGAUGAAAAAAAAAAAAACGGUGAUGUUCUUAGCUUCUGCCUUCUUUAUAAUGUGUUUGUCAAGCUGUCAUAGAAAUGAAGUGUACUUCAGUGGGGUGUCAAUGUAUAAAAUAGUUCUUAUUUAUUUCACUUAGCAGUGCUACCCAAUUUUGUUUCACUCGUUUGUGUUUAAUGGUUUGCAUUGCGUGUGCAUGACUAUCGCGGUGUGGUAGUCAUUCUUGGUUGCACUGUUUUCGUUCUCGUAUGUGAUGUAGCUUUCACUAGCUCAGACUUCAUAAUAUAGAAAGGCACCUACUGACGUGUAUGGCAAAAUUGCAGGUGCCAGCUAGACGGAGUGUUGUUUUACACCUUUUUUGCUUUUGUCCUAUUUAGAUGGAUUCCGUGCUUUCACAUUUGUUUUCUACUACCGCGAUUAAUUUUUCCAUUGAGUGUACCAAUGUAGAUAACUCGUCGUUCAACAAAAAAUUCCCUGAAGUGUUGUUCUUCCACUCGCCAUUUUCGAGGUUGAAUAAACGGCAGCGUGGCGUGAGUGAAUGUUUUUUCACGCCAUCGCAGAAAGUGUUUCUCAUACAUGGGUAUGUUGACUAUUUGCUUUGCAAGGAAUAAAGUAUGUAAGAAGUGAUA